Messenger RNA from Diaporthe batatas, 1738 nucleotides. RefSeq lists its product as uncharacterized. The coding region runs from base 166 to 1683 and encodes 505 amino acids. Gene Ontology annotation, biological process: positive regulation of transcription by RNA polymerase II. Gene Ontology annotation, molecular function: transcription cis-regulatory region binding; zinc ion binding; DNA-binding transcription factor activity, RNA polymerase II-specific. Gene Ontology annotation, cellular component: nucleus. The record is from RefSeq and is a predicted model, not a curated record. NCBI's taxonomy places the organism in Eukaryota, Fungi, Ascomycota, Sordariomycetes, Diaporthales, Diaporthaceae. The transcript is spliced from 2 exons.
CGACUGGCACAUUUUCCGUUCCCCCUAACGCAAACCUCUCCUCAAAAGCUUGGUCUGCUGCAGGGGACAACAAUUGCACAUACUAUGUAUGGAUUGCCAAUGUCUAUCCGAACAUACCCAGCCUGCAUGUGACACAGUGUACACAGUACAAGAGUAGCCUACGUUAUGAUAGACUCGGUCCCGGUUCGGCUCAACGCGCCCCCGCCUUCGAAACCGUGUCACAGCUGCCGUCGGAAGCGAUUGAGAUGUGACCGGUCCAUCCCCGAAUGUCAAAAGUGUGUCAGCAAAGGGGAGAAAUGUCUGGGCUAUGGGAACUUACUCCGAUGGACGAACUCUGUGGCCGUCAGGGGCAAUCUUGCGCACCAGAUAUCACAACACCAACGCCAAUGCCUAUCCAAAGAUGCCAUCCUCUCACAUGAUAGUCUGCCAGCGAGGCGGCAAAGGGUAGAGACGGGAAUACAGCCUCUCCAACUUCCCCUAAUUGAUCCUUUGCUGGUCAACCUCGGACCGCAACACCGGGAGUAUAUCGGCCACUUCGAGCGAUCCGUCUGUAAGGAUCUAGUCUCUUUUGACCACCAGGACUCCUACAACCCGUUCCGCUUCAUACUCUCCCUGAUAGAUAACUUCGACUACAUCCGGGAGAUCACGCUCGCAACAUCCGCCGUCCACAUGGUCGCCCUCCGACGGAGUUACGGGCUCACCUACCACAAGCAGCUCGUGGACGCCCUUAACGCCAAGGGGCAGGCGUAUCGUCUGCUACGCCGUGCCCUCGACAACCUGGCUGCGGUCGACAAGCCGAUCGCAAUGGUGGCCGUCGUCUUUUUCAUAAAUUUCGACCUCAUCGAGUCUGGUCGGGGCUCCUGGAAGACGCACGUCGAGGCGGCCGGGAAGCUCCUCAAGUCCAUACAUACCAUGGAGAUCAGGAAGCAAAUACCGCCAAGCAUCGCCAAGCUGGCCGACAUCGUCGUGGCGGACUGCAUCACGUACCACGUGCUUGGCUCGGCUUUCACCGGCUCUGGUGACACUGCCCUGUCCGCGUUCGAGUCCAUUGAUAUCAUCUCCGUCUUGCAGAGGGCAGCGCCUUUCAGUUACGGUUGCUACCCGCCGAUAAUGCUCGAGAUACUAUCAGAGGCCACCCAUCUAUCCCAGACAGAUGCCUGUGUGGGUAGAGAUCUGAUAGACAAGCUUUGUGCGCUCGACUUCAGGGCUUGGGUGUAUAGCAUACCGGAUUUGUCCCCCAAGGACGACCUCGAGGCGAGAGUGCAAAUCGCAGAAGCUCACCGGGCAGCAACGUGUCUUUACAUUCUCCUCGCCGUACCGGACCUAGAACGUGAUGCGAUUUACGGACAGGGACUCCAUGCGGAGGCCCAAACUCGCAAGGUCUUAAAACACUUGGCGGCUGUGUCGAUUGAGCACGCCUUAUCCAAGGGACUGAUAUGGCCCACUUUUAUGGUCGGCGCGCAGACGGAUGACCCCGAGGGACGGGAGUGGUGUUUAGGGAGGAUGCAAAAGAUAUGGGUGGCCAGCCCCUUCAUCUGUCCUUGGGGCUAUAUCGAGACUGCUAUGACCAUGAUGCAGCGUGUGUGGGAGUCGAAAGACGCAAAGUCAAAACUCGAUAGCCACACUAGCACAAGUUGGCUACAGGACCUUAAGGGGUUCCCUGACCAUGUGUUGAUUGUGUGAGACUAAAAAUCUGGUAUUUGAACGUCACGGAGAAGAGAAGCUUCAUAGAAUAGAG